Corticium candelabrum is the source of this 2062-nucleotide messenger RNA. Its product is annotated as BUD13 homolog. Gene Ontology annotation, biological process: mRNA splicing, via spliceosome. The record is from RefSeq and is a predicted model, not a curated record. Bases 1 to 1788 code for a protein of 595 amino acids. The transcript is spliced from 3 exons. NCBI's taxonomy places the organism in Eukaryota, Metazoa, Porifera, Homoscleromorpha, Homosclerophorida, Plakinidae. Gene Ontology annotation, molecular function: RNA binding. Gene Ontology annotation, cellular component: RES complex; U2-type spliceosomal complex.
AUGACUAGCAAGGCCGAGUAUUUGAAGCGAUACAUUAGCGGGUCUGUUGACGAUAAACGGGCAAAGAAAAAGAAGAAAAGUAAGGUUAAAAUUCCAGUUCGUCAGCCCAAGACUAAAAUUGUGGACGACGAUGUUGACUGGCGGGAGAUUGCGCCUGAAAUAAAGUCUGAAGAUGAAGAAGAGUUUGUGCCAGACGAAGAAGGUCAACCGCAAGUGGUAGAAGUUCUAGACGAGCAAAAGAUAGCAGCCGAGAAGAUGAAAUGGAGACAGAUAGAAAAACAACGAGAAACGUUGGAAGGAGAAAACUCUGAUGAUUCAUUUGAUGACAGACAAAGACAUGACUCAGAUGAGUCACCUCCUAGAAAGACAGACAACUCAUCGAAAUCACAAAAAGAGAGACACGACUCAGACGAGUCACCUCCUAGACGACAGACUGCGCAGAAAAGUGACUCAGAUGAAUCACCACCUAGAAGAACAGACAAGAUACAGAAAUCAUACAGAGAAAGAUAUGACUCAGAUGAGUCACCUCCUAGACGACAAUUUGAACACAAGAGUGAUUCAGAUGAGUCACCACCUAGAAGACGAAAUAAAGAAGAUUCAGACGACUCUCAUCGUAGAAGCACAAGACAAAACAUUUCAGAUAAGUCACCAACGAGAAACAAGAGCAGAAAUGAUUCAGAUGAAUCGCCACCACGAAGGAGGAAAAGAAAUGAGUCAGAUGAGUCACUACCAAGAAAGUCUAAAUGGGAUUCUGACGUGUCAUCUGUUAAACGGAAACAACGUUAUGAGGCGAAGAGAAGAAGCAGUCAAGGUAGUUCUGAUCGCUCACCUUCAAGCACAAAGAGGAGAGAUGAAGAUUUAUCACAGAGAAGAAUGAGGAAGAAAGAUUCUGAGGAAUUAGCAACAAGACAGAAAGGGAGUAGAGUAGAUGAUUUGGGUUCAAAGGCAAGACAGCAGAAUCAAUCUGAACAGAAAAUGAGAAGCUAUUCAGGCAAAAGGCAGUCUCCAGCAAGAAGAAGACACGACUCUGAUGAUUCUCCUCCAAGAAAAGUGAGAAGAGAUCAAAGGUUUGAUGAUGAACAUACAAAUAGUCAGAGAACAAGUACAGAGAGGUCUGAGUUAGGUGACAAGGAUCAACAUAAGUCUACUAAGCACGAGAUUACACAAGACGCUAAUGAUUCUCGUAGAACAAAAUCUGGACUGCAGACAUCUGCUGUGCUGCGCGAAGAGAACAGAUUAGCAAAAGAGAGAGAAAAAGAAAUGUUUGACAAGAUGGAUAGAGGAAUGUCAGGCAGAGGUGCAGACACUGUGUUUCGAGACAAAGAGGGGAGAAGAAUUGAUCCAAAACUGGAGAAAAUUAAGCAAAGACAAGCAGAAGAAGAACAAGCCAGACAUGAGGAGAAAUACAAAAGAUGGGGGAAAGGAAUUGCACAACAACAAAUGAAGGAGCAAGAAGUCGAAGACAUGAUACACGAAAUGAAUAAGCCACUGGCAAGGUAUAAGGAUGACGAGGAUUUGGACAAAAUGUUGAGGGAAAAGGAAAGAUCAGGAGACCCAAUGCUCGAGUUUGUGAGGAAAAGAAAAGAAAAGCGAGAAGAGGGAAACAAGAAGCCAGAGAGACCGAUAUUCAAGGGCUCUUUCCCACCAAAUCGAUUCAACAUUAGACCCGGAUAUCGCUGGGACUCUGUGGACAGAUCAAAUGGAUACGAAAAGGAUCGUUUUCUCAGGAUAUCAGGAAGAGAAGCUUGGAAAGAGGAGGCAUACAAGUGGAGCGUAGAGGAAAUGUGACAAGCAAACAUGUACAUUAUAGAUCGAGGAUCUCAUCGUCACUAUAAACAUUGGUUUGUAGUGCUUUGCAAGCCACAUUCUGGUUUGACAUUUUAAUUAAUGUUAUGUACUUUAAUACUGUCAUAUUGCUAAUGCCUAUACACUUUAGUGUGAGAGACACUUUCUAUGUGUUUCAGUUCAUAACUGCAUGGCAUCUCUCUUGGUGAGUUUGUCAUAAGAUGAUGAAGUGAAGGUUAUGAAAUGAGAACUUGAAUUGGAUGCAUUGAUUAAUGGU